This is a messenger RNA of Brassica oleracea var. oleracea, 987 nucleotides long. RefSeq lists its product as uncharacterized. Lineage: Eukaryota; Viridiplantae; Streptophyta; Magnoliopsida; Brassicales; Brassicaceae. The record is from RefSeq and is a predicted model, not a curated record. The transcript is spliced from 3 exons. The coding region runs from base 68 to 844 and encodes 258 amino acids.
AUGAUCACAUCCGUAACCGCUUUAUAGAGAUUCGUUGAUACACUGUAAAAUUUGUUAGGGUUUGAAAAUGGGGCCGGAAUCGCGAUCGACGCCGAUAUCAGCAUCGUCGCCGGCGUCGUCUUCUUCGCCGAGCGGGAAACGAACAAGAGAUCCGGAAGACGACGAGGUCUAUCUCGACAACCUCCGCUCCCAGAAACGUUAUCUCAGCGAGAUAAUGGCUUGCAGUUUAAACGGACUAACCGUCGGAGACUCGCUUCCUGUCAACAUGUUAGACUCUCCUUCUCGCUCUGACACCCUUCUUUCUCCCAACAAUCACAUUCACAGGGAUGACUUGUCAUUACAGUACUCUCCCAUGUCUGAAGACUCCGACGAAGCUAGGUUCUGCGAGGACCCAAUAACAAGCACGAGCUCAUCGCAGCAACCCGAGAGCCGCCCUACUAGUCCUGUUUCACCUUACCGAUACCAUAGACCUCUUACUUCAACAACCUCACACCAUUUGUCAAAUUCACAUUCAUGCCCUGCCUCCAUGAGCACCAAUGCUACUACUCCACAGUCUCGUCCAAGAGGAUCAGACACGGAAGGAAGGUUUCCAUCGUCGCCUAGCGACAUCUGCCAUUCCAGUGACUUGAGAAGGACCGCUCUACUCAGGUCUGUUCAAAUGAGAACACAGCCUUGUGGUAUUGCUUCAACUUCUGGGACAAGCAAUGUUGACGGUGGUGAAGAGAAGUUGUGCUUUAAGUCUAUGGAAGAAGAUAAUAGAGGGGAAGAUGUCUCUUAUACUCAAGUCUCCGGCGGUAAGAGCAAGUCUUGUAAAGCAUUGGACAUGAGACUAUGUGAACGAUGAUUUAAAGACACUAUUCUCUAUCUUAAAAUACGGUUUCUUCUUCGACAUUUCCACAUUAUAUAUAUAUGUUUUGGAUUGCAAUGAAGAACAAUCCACCAUUAAAGCUCUCAUAUCUCUAUCAAUGCAUUUUGUUGUGAUUCCUU